Molecule: messenger RNA, 2938 nt
Organism: Otolemur garnettii (small-eared galago)
Lineage: Eukaryota; Metazoa; Chordata; Mammalia; Primates; Galagidae
Gene: GNB1
Product: G protein subunit beta 1
Exons: 12
Coding region: 144-1166 (340 amino acids)
Biological process (GO): G protein-coupled receptor signaling pathway
Cellular component (GO): heterotrimeric G-protein complex; cytoplasm
Molecular function (GO): signaling receptor complex adaptor activity; protein binding
Source: RefSeq, a predicted model, not a curated record
UUCAUCCCUGUCCAGUCAAGGCCACUUAGCUGCCUGCUUCAGUUCUAAUACAAAUUUACAUGUAUUGAAGACCAGACCAGAAGUACUUCUGAAUUAAGAUCUCAAUUCUUUGAGGUGGCAUUAAAGAGCACUAAGAUCAGAAGAUGAGUGAACUUGACCAAUUACGGCAGGAGGCCGAACAGCUUAAAAACCAAAUUAGAGAUGCUAGAAAAGCAUGUGCAGAUGCAACUCUCUCUCAGAUCACAAACAACAUUGACCCUGUGGGAAGAAUUCAAAUGCGCACUAGGAGAACGCUGAGGGGCCACUUGGCCAAGAUCUAUGCUAUGCAUUGGGGCACAGACUCCAGGCUUCUUGUCAGUGCCUCACAGGAUGGUAAACUUAUCAUCUGGGAUAGCUACACCACAAACAAGGUCCACGCCAUCCCUCUACGCUCCUCCUGGGUCAUGACUUGUGCAUAUGCCCCUUCUGGGAACUAUGUGGCCUGUGGUGGCUUGGAUAACAUUUGUUCCAUUUACAAUCUGAAAACUCGUGAAGGGAAUGUACGUGUGAGUCGUGAGCUGGCAGGACAUACAGGUUACUUGUCCUGCUGCCGGUUCCUGGAUGACAAUCAGAUCGUCACCAGCUCUGGAGACACCACAUGUGCCCUGUGGGACAUCGAGACAGGCCAGCAGACAACCACAUUCACUGGACACACUGGAGAUGUCAUGAGCCUUUCUCUUGCUCCUGACACCAGACUAUUUGUCUCUGGUGCUUGUGAUGCUUCAGCCAAGCUCUGGGAUGUUCGAGAAGGGAUGUGCCGACAAACUUUCACUGGCCACGAGUCUGACAUCAAUGCCAUCUGUUUCUUUCCAAAUGGCAAUGCAUUUGCCACCGGCUCGGAUGAUGCGACCUGCAGGCUGUUUGACCUCCGUGCAGACCAGGAGCUCAUGACUUACUCCCAUGACAACAUCAUCUGUGGGAUCACCUCCGUCUCCUUCUCCAAGAGCGGGCGCCUACUUCUUGCUGGGUACGACGACUUCAACUGCAACGUGUGGGAUGCACUCAAAGCCGACCGGGCAGGUGUGUUGGCUGGACAUGACAACCGCGUCAGCUGCCUAGGGGUGACUGACGACGGCAUGGCUGUGGCGACAGGAUCCUGGGACAGCUUCUUGAAGAUCUGGAACUAACUCCAGGAGCAUGUGGAUGCCACGGAGACUGGAAGACCAUUCCACCCUUGACGCAUUACAGUGAGAGCAUAUCCUAUCCAACCGUACUAAUGUGGACACCCUACACUUCCCCUCAGAACUACAAAAGGGCAAGAUCUUUUUUCCUUCACUUAUUGCUGAAACCAAGAGCACAAUUCCCAUUAAGAGAAGGAUCUCUGUGCUGUAAACUAAACAAAUUGUGCAUUCCUUCCGGGGCCAUCGUCUUUGUUUUCUUUUUUGUCUUGAAUUUUAAAAGGAAAUACUAUAAUAAAAAUAUUAACCAGAAGGUAAACCUGAGUAUAAUUGUGAGACAGACACACCUCUUCACUAGUUGAAUUUUAGACCAGUGAUCCUGUUUUGUGAUAUUCAUGCAAAACAAGUUGAGGACUUUAUCUUGUAAUCAUUUCUAAAUUUCAAGUCAUGUUUGUAGCAGGAUUUUGGAAGCACUCAUAUUUCCUUUUUUAAAUAUCUUCCUUUAUGUCCAACAGAUAAACAGAACCAGAGAGUCUAGGGCGGCCUCUCUGGUGUUGUCAGUGAUGUAAAUUUAGUCCCUGGUUUUGUUUUGUUUUGUUUUUUUGGUCUAAUGUCACAAAUGAUUGUUGCACACAAACACCGCGUAGAAAAGAACAUGUGAAGUAACCAAGCACGUCCUGUCGAUGGUCUUCAAUGUGAGAUCAAAGAGUCCCAUACCUUUUCUGAAUAGCAAACUCAGAUCCAGCACCCACUUUCCUCCUGGCCCAGCUCCUCUGCCGUCCAAUUUAGUUUUCAUCUCACCUUGGGUUUCCUUGUGCAGUUGGAGGGAAGUUUGUAACAGCCUAACCCUAACCCACCCCACCCUCAACUACCAGGAACCCGUUUUUGAGAGAUGCCUGUCCUGUGCUUGGAUAGUCGGUCGGUUAUUUGUGUAUGAAACAAUGUACAAAUCAAUGUUUUGAAAAUAAUGGUCUCAGACUUUCUAAGUUAAAUUUAAAAAAAAAUGAUUGUUUGCCAUAUUGGGUGGGUUUACUCUUAGAAUCGCAUGCUGUAGAAAUGCUCAAAAGUGCAUAUAGGACUCAGUCCUUAGAUGUUCUUUUUCUUUUAUGAAAUAACCUCCUAAAGUGUAACCACUGCGGCUCUAUCCACUUCUUGCUGUUGCUAUGUGCACACGUACCGGGAGCAGCACUGUGAGCAGUGCCACGCGCCUGAGUAGCGGGACAAGUCACUGUCUUAUUUCUUUAAACAAAAACAGUCCUGUUGCAAACAGUUGCUGUUGGAUUCUGAGGGUGGGGAGGGAAAGGGAAGGGGACGGAGUGCUGCCCACCCGCCCAUCAGCUCCUCAGGGCCUGUCUCUCCCACAGAACAAGCCUUUGGCAUCUGAGGCAGAUCAUUUUUAUCAGAUGCAGAUUUCUCGGUUUUCUUUUCAAGCCCAGUGCUCAGCAGCAGCGUUUGGACAGCAGCACUCUGUGGACCCCCCAAGCCCAGCCCAGCCCAGCCUCCCUCAUAGCAGCAGUAGUGGCUUCUCCGUCCUGUCCUCUGCAGCACCCUGUACAAAACUGUGCUGUGACCGUGCGGUAGGCCUGGAUCUGGCAAAGAGUAUAAAAACGAAACCCCUUCUCUUUCCAUCAAACACCUCUGUAGAGCUCUCUGCACCCUUUACCCUUUUCACCUUUUGUAUUUAAUUUUAAAGUCAGUGUACUGCAAGGAAGCUGGAUGCAAGAUAGAUACUAUAUUAAACUGUACUGUUAUUUAAGAUGUAAUAAAGCAGUUUGACAUGA